This is a messenger RNA of Achroia grisella, 763 nucleotides long. It is a transcript of the gene Prosbeta3, whose product is annotated as proteasome subunit beta type-3. The transcript is spliced from 5 exons. Gene Ontology annotation, biological process: proteasome-mediated ubiquitin-dependent protein catabolic process. The record is from RefSeq and is a predicted model, not a curated record. Bases 99 to 716 code for a protein of 205 amino acids. NCBI's taxonomy places the organism in Eukaryota, Metazoa, Arthropoda, Insecta, Lepidoptera, Pyralidae. Gene Ontology annotation, cellular component: proteasome core complex; proteasome core complex, beta-subunit complex.
UGUGUGAUAGGAUCUGUCGCCGGAUGAUAUGUCAUUUUUCGUUUUUAAAUUUAUAAUUUCUUAGUGUGAAAGAAAACAUACAUUAACUUUACAAUAAAAUGUCGAUCUUAGCUUAUAAUGGUGGUGCAGUGGUAGCGAUGAGAGGCCAGGACUGUGUAGCUAUCGCUACAGAUAAACGAUAUGGUAUCCAAGCACAGACUGUCUCUACUAAUUUCCCUAAAGUGUAUCAGAUGGGACCUACAUUGUUUGUUGGACUGCCCGGUCUAGCAACAGACACCCAAACAGUACAGCAGAGAUUAAAAUUCAGAAUGAACCUAUAUGAGCUAAAAGAGAACAGAGUUAUGAGACCGAAGACAUUCUCCGCAAUGUUGUCCAACAUGUUAUAUGAAAAGCGUUUUGGUCCAUACUUCAUUGAGCCAGUUAUCGCCGGUCUUGACCCCUACGACAACCAGCCUUAUGUGUGCAAUAUGGAUUUGAUCGGCUGCCCAAAUGAGCCUGAAGAUUUUGUAGUGUCAGGCACAUGCUCAGAACAGCUGUAUGGUAUGUGUGAAGCUCUGUGGGAACCAAAUCUCAAGCCUGAUGAGCUCUUCGAAACUAUAUCACAGGCGCUAGUGAAUGCUGCAGACAGAGACGCAAUAUCGGGUUGGGGCGCUGUGGUGUACAUCAUUGAGAAGGACAAGAUCACAGAGAAGCAUGUCAAGACGAGAAUGGACUAGCUUAUUAUAAGAUAUAACUUAAUUGGGUAUUACAUUUCCUUUCUAUA